UCCCCGCAGCACGCGCGCGCGCUCAGCUCGCUCCACACACCUGUCCGAGCAACAUCAAGGUGCAAGCCGCAAAUGACUGUCGCUAAUUAACCCGUUCGGGCCGCAGUCACCCAAAUAAUUGGCGUGGAGGAAGCGUACGAAGGGGGCGGGUGCCGCCAAUUAAGCGCAGCUGUCCGCCACGCGUAACAUUAAUUCGCGAUAAAUUGCGCAAACAAAAAGUUCCGAAAUAAAAGUGGUCUCGAUGCACCUGCGGGCCCGUGGCGCGACAUGAUCAUGCUAUUCAAGGGCAACAGCAGCAGGUUGGAGCACCUCAUAGAGAAGAUUCAAGCUAAUAAGGAGAAUCACGACGUCACCCCGGACGAAAUAAAAGAGGCGCUGGGCAGCGCGGGCAGCACGGCGGGCAGCUCGUGGCCGCCCAGCACGCCGUCGCGAUCGCCCACCAGCACGCCCACGGACGAGCCGGCCGAUGACGCCUACACGCUGGGCGCGACCGACCACACGCCCUACCAGUGCCAGUUCUGCGACAAGGCGUUCCCGAGGCUGUCGUACUUGAAGAAGCAUGAGCAGACGCACUCGGACCAGAUGCCGUUCCGCUGUUCGUUCUGCUCGCGCCUGUUCAAGCACAAGCGCUCGCGCGACCGGCACGUGAAGCUGCACACCGGCGACCGCAAGUACCGCUGCGCGCACUGCGAGGCCGCCUUCUCACGCAGCGACCACCUAAAGAUCCACAUGAAGACGCACGACAACCAGAAGCCGUUCCAGUGCACGGUGUGCAACCGCGGCUACAACACGGCGGCGGCGCUGACGUCGCACAUGCAGGGGCACAAGGGGCCCGAGCGCCGCCGCCUGCGCUGCCUGCGCUGCCCUGACGCCUUCCGCCGACCGGAUCUGCUGCAGGCGCACAUGCUGGCAGCGCACGGGGCCGACGCGCCGCCUACACCGCCGCGGCGCGUCUCCUCCCAGCCGCCGGCGGCGCUGCUGGCCUGCAUGUACUGCACGCGAGACACCUUCACCUCCAUGGACCAGCUGCAGCUCCACGUGCGAGCCGUGCACGCCGCACUGCUGAACGGAGACGCUGAACUACCCACGGAUCUCAGCCGACGGGCAGUAGAAGAGGCAACACCGCCGAAGCGCCCAAGAACAGAAUCUGGAGCCGGGACGCCAGCUGCGCUGUCGCCGAGCACUUUGCUGUGUAAUCAAUGCGAUGCUGCUCUACCCGACUUUGAAGCUUUCCGUGUGCAUUUAAAAGGGCAUCUCGAGGAGGGUGGCGUUGAGUCACGUGGGUCGCCGGCGCCGUGCCCGCACUGCGGCGCCACAUUCGCGGAGGCGGCGGCGGCGGAGCGGCACCUCGCGGCGCACUACCUAGCGGCCUCGGUGGAAUACUCGUGCCACGCGUGCGCUCGCGCCUUCCCCUCGCCCGACGACCUGCAGCGGCACCUGCUGGACCUGCACGCCGCACAUCUCUACCGCUGCGAGCUCUGCAAGGAGGUCUUCGACUCUAAAGUCGCUAUUCAGGUGCACUUCGCGGUGGCGCACAGCGGCGAGAGCAAGGUGUGGGUGUGCCGCGCGUGCACGCCGGCCCCCCCCCUGCACUCCGCGGCGGCGGGCGCAGCACACGUGCGCGCGCAGCACGCGGCCCGGCGCUGCGCGUGCGGCGCCGUGCUGGCCGGCGAGCGGGCCCUGCGGGAACACGCCGCCGCGCACGCCGCCUACCGCUGCCCCGCGCCCGCCUGCCUCGAGGCCUUCUCCGUGCAGUACCUGCUGGAGAGACAUAUGCAGGCCGCGCACGCCGAGCCGCUGCCCCAAAACGGCGACGCGCGCAAGCCCUCCAACAACAACAACACGGGCUCCGGCGAGGAGUGCUUACCGUGCGGCGCGCCCGAGGAGCGGCGGCGCAAGAACGGGGCGGUAGCACUGACGUGCGCCUACUGCGGGGAGCGCGCGCGCACGCGGCCCGAGCUCGAGGCGCACACGCGCACGCACGCGGGCACUGCGCCCGCGAGACACAAGUGCCUCAUCUGCGACGAGGUGCUGCCCUCCGCCGCCGUGCUGGCCGAGCACAAGCUCACGCACUGCAAGGUGAUAGCGGGCGACACGUGCGCCCGGUGCCGCGCGCGGCUGACGUCCGAGGAGUCGUUCCUGUCGCACAUGGCGCGGCACCACCCGGCCCUGCCCGCGCCCUGCGUGGUGUGCCGGCAGACGCUGGCCAGCGAGGCGGAGGCGCGGCUGCACGCGCGCUUCCACCUGCGCGGGGCCGACCAGCGGCGGUGCGCGCUGUGCGGGGCCGCGGCGGGGGGCGCGGGGGGCGCGGGGGACGCGCGCGUGUGCGACGCGUGCUACAGCCGCCACGCCGCCCCCCCCGCCGCGCCCGCCGCCGCCCCCGCGCCGCACGACUGCCGCCUGUGCCGCCGCUCCCUGCCCUCCCCCGCCCGCCUGCAGGCGCACCUCAUCGAGCACACGUUCGCGGGCUGCGGCGCCUUCACGUGCUACCUGUGCUCGGCCGUGUUCACGCACGCGGCGGGGCUGCAGCGGCACCUGCCCGAGCACGCCGCCGCGCCGCGCCCCUACGACUGCUCGCGCUGCGACCUCAAGUUCUUCUUCCGCGCCGAGCUCGACAACCACGCCUUCGUGCACCUCGAGGAGGCGGAGGUGGCGCAGAGGGCCUUCUACGAGGCGUACGCGCGGGGCGCGGCCUGGGCGCUAGGCGCGGGGGGCGCGGGGGUCGCGGGGGAGCCCGAGCCCGCGCCGCCCGUCAAGAGCGAGCCCGAGGUCAAGGAGGAGCGCAACACGGACGAGUACAUCGAGGUGUCGUCGCCUCCCCCCGCGCCCGCCCCGCCCUCCCCGCCGCCCAGCAUCAAGCAGGAGCGCGCGGAGGACUGAGCCGCCCUGCACUAGCUAACACUAUCGUCCGACAAGCGGGAAUCCCGCGAUGCAAUACUAGAUUACGUCCCAGCAAUUCGAAUAUACAUUUAGUUAAUUACUUUACAUCAUAUCGUUAAAGUUUUGCGUUUAGAACGCUAUAUUUUCUGUAUAGAUCGUAUCGUUUAUGUUGGUGUUUAGGAAUAGUAUGUUUUAUAUAACAUUGAUACGCGUAUAUGUAUAAAAUUGUUAAGUUAAUAAAUUAUGAAGCUUCUCUAA
Molecule: messenger RNA, 3138 nt
Organism: Plutella xylostella (diamondback moth)
Lineage: Eukaryota; Metazoa; Arthropoda; Insecta; Lepidoptera; Plutellidae
Gene: L
Product: zinc finger protein Lobe
Biological process (GO): regulation of transcription by RNA polymerase II
Cellular component (GO): nucleus
Molecular function (GO): DNA-binding transcription activator activity, RNA polymerase II-specific; RNA polymerase II cis-regulatory region sequence-specific DNA binding
Source: RefSeq, a predicted model, not a curated record